AUGAGUCCUACGCUUUACAAUGUCCCGCUCAAGCGUUCCCAACCCCAUUAUUCAGGUAAAUAUCAUCUCUUUGUCCUUGUUCCUGUAGAGCCCGUCGGACGAGUUUCGCCAAAAUUCGCUUCCGUAGUCAUGGGAACAAUGAUCGGUGUGAAGAAAACAGAGUCAUUUGUAUUGCAAUGCCCAGCUCAAGCAUUUCCUGUACCAGUAUUCAGAGCCAAUGGGAAAGAACCCGUCGGUCGUGUUUCACCUAAAUUUACAACUACUGACAAAAGUCGUGCCUUCGAUGCUAAAGAAAGCGAUAACAUCACGAUUUUGUGUCCCGCGCAAGCGUUCCCUGCACCGGCGUUCAGGUAUAAUAUUGACUAUCAUAUUACAUUUUCUUUCGUAGAACCCAUGGGCAGUGCAGCUCCAAAAGUAGCAAAACCUAUUAAUACCGCGCCGCCGAAAGUUCCGAUAAAAACAAUAGAAUUUUUGGAUUUUGCAAUGGGCUCCAGUAUCACUCUAUUUUGCCUGGCGCAAGCUUAUCCCGUUCCAGUAUUUAGGGCUAUUACCGUAGUGACAUUAUAUCUUCUAGAACCAAUCGGCUCCAAGAGCCCGUCGUUUUCGAGCGGUUCGAAACUAGCGUCCUUUGAUUUGAAUAAGGAUCAAGACUUCGCUCUAUUAUGUCCCGCGCAAGGGUUCCCGGUCCCACUCUUUAGCGCAAGGCUUUCCAGUGCCAGUUUUCAGGUGAAUAAAGUGCUAAUUUUAUUUAUAGAACCUAUUGGAUUUAAGUCACCUACAUUCUCUAACGAUGUACAGUUCUCUGGAAUAACACGUAAAACGAAUCAAGACUUUGCCAUGUUAUGUCAAGCUCAAGCAUUUCCGGUUCCAUUAUUCAGGCUCAAGCGCACCCUGCUCCUAUUUUCAAGUGAGUUCCCAAUAUGUCACUACGAUAUUUGUUUUAUUCAGAACCCGUAUCAGCCAGAGCCCCGACAUUCCCCACUUCUGCGUCAUCUUAUAAUUAUGAUAUUGAGGCUACUUCUGGAGGUUCGAUGCUUUGCCAAGCACAGGGGUACCCCCAACCAAUGUUCAGAACCAGUGGGUUCCAAGCCACCGACCUUCUCGAACGAUUUAACUUCUUCAGCAGUAACAAGACAUAAGGACCAAAACUUUGCUUUAACCUGUCAAGCUCAGGCGUUUCCUAUACCAAUUUUCAGGCAAAGCCGGUCGGAGCUAAGUCCCCUACUUUUUCGUCUGAAUCAAUGGGAAGUAUAUUUAGAAAGCGUGUCGGUCAAAGCUUCGGUCUUCUAUGUCAGGCUCAGAGUUACCCUGCCCCAGUCUUCAGGCAAGUUAAAUUUUAUAGAAUUGGAACCGACUAAUAAAAUAGCACCUAGAAAAGAUUCGGCUCUCAACUUCGAGGGUUGGGAAGUAUUUCUCGUACAUCAGAAUGAUGUAGCCUAUUUAAAAUGCCAAGUUGCCGCGUAUCCCGCCCCAGUGUUUAGCGUAGACACCUGGUGGUAUAAAUUCAUCGACGGAUCGGCAAGAAAGCAACCAGUAGUAUUGAAUGACAGAGUGAAACAAGUGUCUGGUACUCUUAUUAUCAAAGAAGCAAAAGUUGAGGACUCGGGAAAAUAUCUGUGCGUCGUUAAUAAUUCUGUUGGAGGCGAAUCUGUGGAAACUGUAUUAACAGUGACAGCCCCCCUUAAGGCCGCAGUUGAGCCAGCGACACAAACCGUUGAUUUCGGACGUCCCGCCGUGUUUACCUGCAGAUUUGAAGGAAACCCCAUCAAGACUACUACCUGGUUAAAAGAUGGCAAGGAUAUGAAUCACCAUGACCACGUAUUGAGGAUCGAAUCUGUCAAGAAAGAAGACAAGGGAAUGUACCAAUGUUUCAUUCGGAACGAUCAAGAAAGUGCCGGCGCCAGCGCAGAACUUAAGUUAGGAGGACGUUUUGAACCACCACAAAUUAGACACAGCUUUUCCGAACAGACCCUCCGCUCUGGUCCCUCUCUAAGACUGAAGUGUGUCGCAUCUGGUAACCCAACACCCGAUAUCGCAUGGCAACUCGACGGAGACAAGCUGAACAGUGGUGAGAGGCUGCAAAUUGGACAAUUCGUCACUGCCGAUGGAAACGUGGAAUCACAUCUUAACAUCUCCUCUGUACACACAAACGAUGGAGGCUUGUACUCUUGUAUCGCUUCGAGCAAGGUUGGCAGUGCAUCGCAUUCAGCACGUGUUAACGUAUACGGUCUGCCAUACGUCCGGCCUAUGAAGAAACGCCCCGUCGUCGCUGGAGACACUCUUAUCGCCCACUGCCCCGUAGCUGGAUACCCCAUUGAUUCUAUUGUUUGGGAGCGAGAUGGACGAGUAUUGCCAAUCAACCGUAAACAGAAGGUCUUCCCCAACGGUACCCUGGUCAUCGAAAAUGUUGAACGUAUGAGCGACCAAGCAACAUACACCUGCGUCGCUAAGAAUUCGCAAGGUUACAGCGCGCGCGGACAACUCGAACUGCAAGUUAUGGUUCCCCCACAAAUACUGCCAUUUGAAUUUGGCGAUGAACCAGCAAACGCUGGGGACAUGGCAUCAAUUUCCUGCGCCGUUAGUAAGGGUGACCAACCUCUGAACAUCUCCUGGAUUUUCAAUGGACAACUCAUAUAUAGACAUAACGACUUGGGGAUAGUUCUGACCAACAUAAACAAAAAAACAUCGAUACUCAACAUCGAUUCCGUCAAUGGCAGCCACAGAGGCACCUUCUCUUGUGUGGCUUCUAACUCUGCCGGUUUCGUAAACCAUAGCGCUGUACUCGAAGUUAAUGUUCCACCACAAAUUACCCCUUUCGAAUUCGGCGAGGAAAUACUCAACGAGGGUGAAACGGCUUCCGUAUCAUGCGUGAUGAGCAAGGGAGACCUGCCCGUUACUUUCAAAUGGCGUUUCAACGGAGAAGUAAUAAUUCCACGCAAUAACCUCGGCAUAGUCCUAACCACGAUCAGCAAGAAAACAUCUAUCUUAAACAUCGAAGCUGUCAAUGCAGUUCACCGCGGGUCGUAUACUUGUGAAAUCCGAAACGAAGCGGGCCACACUAAUCAUACCACUCUCCUUAUACCUCCUCAAAUCUUGCCUUUUGAAUUCGGCGAUGAGCCUGCAAACGCCGGGGACCCUGCCUCCGUCCAAUGCGUCAUGAAUAAGGGCGAUCUGCCUGCGAAUUUUUCGUGGAGUUUGAAUGGAAAGCUAAUAUCCCGCGCGAAUAGUCUCGGUGUCGCGAUAGGAAGCAUGAGUCGAAAGAUGUCCAUCCUCAACAUUGACUCCGUAAAUGGAACGCACCGGGGAGUUUACGCUUGCCACGUACAGAACCUAGCCGGAAACGCAAAUCAUAGCGCAACGCUAGAAGUCAACGUAUUACCUCAAAUCCAUCCCUUCACGUUCGGUGACGAGCCCGCCAAUGCGGGUGAUACAGUCGGGCUGCAGUGUAUGGUGACGAAAGGAGAUAAACCCAUUAACAUCACUUGGUACUUGAAUGGCAAAUCGGUGUUAAACGUACCCGGAGUGACAGUAACUAAAAUUGGUCACAAAUCGAGCAGUCUGUCCAUAGACGCCGUGUCCUUCAUACAUACAGGAGUUUACACCUGUUUCGCCUCCAAUCAAGCGGGUCACGCUAAUCAAUCCACAGAUUUAGUAGUUAACGUUGUACCGCAGGUCACACCUUUCGAUUUUGGUGAGGAAAUUCUAAAUGCCGGGGAUACAGUAUCUCUCACUUGCACGGUAGGGAAGGGUGAUUUACCACUAAAAAUUCACUGGCAGCUCAACAACGAGGAUCUUAAUUCGGGCAAUAGUGUAUUCAUCAAUAGAAAUGGAAAGAGAAUAUCAAUUCUCAGUAUAGAGAACGUUCAACACGAACACGUUGGAAACUAUACUUGUAUCGCCGAAAACGAAGCAGGCCAAAGUAGCCACAGUGCUAUCCUCAAAGUUAAUGUCGUGCCCCAAGUAAUGCCCUUCGACUUUGGAUCUGAUCCUGUCAAUGAUCAAGAAAUGGUAGUCGCUAUGUGUACUGUCAGCAAAGGUGACCUUCCGCUCACCAUUCAGUGGUUUUUCAACGGGAGCCCUUUGAAAUCGGAAACAAACGGUGUACUCCUCACAAAUUCCAAACGUACUAGCCAACUCACCAUAGAGUCUGUGACUCACCAUAACCAAGGAAAUUACACGUGCUUUGUCAAAAACCAAGCUGGAAGUGUUAACCAUACAGCAGUAUUAUAUGUCAACGUCCCGCCUCAAAUAAUCCCCUUCGAAUUCGGCGAAGAAACUGUUAACGCCUUGGAAAUGGUGUUAGUAACUUGCACGGUCAGCAAAGGCGAUUUACCGCUUUUAAUAGAAUGGUACUUUAAUGGAAAUAAAGUGAAAUCAGGCGAUAUUGGAAUAUCUUUAAUGAACACGAAACGAACCAGUCAGCUGAGUAUUGAGUCGGUAACCCAUCAAAAUCAAGGCAACUACUCCUGCGUAGUCAAAAAUCAAGCGGGCGUUAUGAAUCACACUUCACAACUUUUCGUCAACGUGGCGCCUAUUAUAACGCCUUUUGAAUUCGAUGAGUCGGUAUUUUUCGGUGAAGGAGUUCAAGUGACUUGUCACGUACCAAAAGGAGAUACACCAUUAAAUUUCAAGUGGAGUUUUAGUGAAGGAGAUGUGAGUUCUCUGUCAGGGGUAAACAUCAUUAACGCUGGGGACAGGGGCUCGGUUCUCAUUGUAGGUGCCGUUACAGCUAAACAUUCUGGCAAAUACACUUGCACAGCCUCUAAUACAGUCGCCAAGGCAAGCCAUCACGCAACGCUCAAUGUCAAGGUGGCACCGAUCAUAUCUCCUUUCGAAUUUGAUGAAGCAGUAUUUUACGGGGAAAGUAUACAAGUGAUGUGUCGCACUCCUAAAGGCGACACUCCUAUAGAUUUCACUUGGUCUUUCCGAGGGCGACCCUUGCAAAAAAUCGAUGCAGUCACGAUCACUAAAUUAGGAGAAAGGAGUUCUAUUCUAGUUAUUCCGUCCGUAACAGAGAAACAUAGCGGCAAUUACUCUUGCACCGCUUCAAAUGUUGUUGCAAACACACAUCACACAGCUGCACUACACGUUCAGGUUCCUCCACACAUCGUUCCAUUUGAGGCUGAGGAGCCAGUUUUCGCUGGAGAGUCUGUACAAUUAAAUUGCCACGUUUCUAAAGGCGAUGCACCCCUUACUAUUACUUGGAGCUUUCACGGAAAAGAACUGUCCUCCCACGAAGGAAUUAUCACUACGAAGAUCGGGCAACGAACAUCGUUACUUACGAUAUCGAACGCCAUGGCUGGCCACAGUGGCGAAUAUUCGUGUCACGCGGCCAAUCACGCCGGCCUUGCUCUUCAUUCAACUACAGUCAAUGUUCAUGUAUUACCAUACAUCGUGCCCUUUGAAGCUGACGAGUCAGUGUUCGCUGGUGAAUCGGUCCAGCUCAACUGUCACGUUUCAAAGGGCGACUUACCCCUUGACAUCAAAUGGCAUUUUCAUGGGUACGAAAAUUCAUCCUCGCAUCUCGGGAUUAUGACGACAAAAAUGACUUCGCGUACUUCUUUCCUUUCCAUUGCCGCGGCUAGCGCGAGCCACAGUGGCAAUUAUACCUGCGUAGCUACCAAUAGCGCUGGCUCCACUAACCACUCCACUGUCCUUAAUGUUCAUGUUACACCAAACAUUUUACCAUUUGACGUCGAUCAAGCCUUGUUCUCCGGAGAGUCUGUUCAGAUGAUGUGCCACAUCUCAAAGGGUGACACACCCCUCGAAAUACGGUGGAAAUUCAAUGGGGAAGAGUUGUCGCGAGACUUAGGGCACUUUUCGAAAGUUGGAGAUCGGUCAUCCGUUUUAGUGCUACCUUCUGUAAUGGGGUCACAUAGCGGCAAUUAUACUUGCGUUGCGAAAAAUCGUGCGGGGACAACGUCUUAUACCACCAUACUUAAAGUUAUUGUGGUCCCGUACAUAAUUCCCUUUGAAGUUGAAGAGUCGAUAUUCGCUGGAGAAUCAGUUCAUAUAACCUGUCAUGUAUCGAAGGGAGAUCGACCACUUCAAAUAUCUUGGAGCUUUCAAGGAGUCGAAAUUCCGUAUCACAAUAAUAUGGGCAUAACAACCACAAAAUUAGGAGAAAAAGCAUCCGUGCUUAGCAUUCCCACGGCUAUGGGUCAGCACAGUGGCAACUAUACUUGCACAGCAAGCAAUCGCGCCGGUCGAGCCCAUCAUUCUGCUGUCGUCAAUAUUCAUGUUCCACCCCAUAUAAUGCCAUUCGAGAUCGAAGAAUCAAUCUUUUACGGAGAAUCAGUUCAGAUGACGUGUCACGCAAGUAAAGGAGAUCGUCCGAUGACAAUAUCAUGGACCUUCGAAGGCCAAGAUCUCUCCACGCAGACGGGAAUAAAAACUUUAAAGAUGGCAGAACAAACAUCCUUUCUAUCGAUCGCAUCGGUCACUGGAGGUCAUAGCGGCAAUUACACGUGUAUAGCUAAAAAUAGGGCCGGAGAGGAUAGAUACUCUACGUCUCUUCAUGUUAAGGUCGUCCCCCACAUCAAACCAUUCGAGUUGGACGAAGCCGUAUUUGCAGGAGAAUCCGUGCACCUAGACUGCCAUAUACCCAAAGGCGAUAUUCCUCUUAGUAUAGCUUGGACCUUUCAAGGACAGUUCAUUACGCGUAGAAUGGGGGUAAAAACGACCAAACUAAUUCCUCCCGUGGUCCAACCAUUUUCGUUCGGAGAGGUUGCCCUGAAUUCCGGUCAAGUGGUAACGGCGGCUUGUUCCGUAAUUGAAGGAGAUCACCCUCUGCAGUUACGUUGGCUUUUUGACAAUGAGGCAAUCAAACCUAGAUCAGGAGUCACAGUAUUUAAUAUCGGGGAGAGAAGCGCCAUUCUCAGUAUCGGUUCGGUGUCACAUAGUCACGCAGGAAAUUACACUUGUGUAUCAGAAAAUGAAGCAGGAUUUGAUUCGCACACUUCAUCCUUGAUCAUCAAUGUUCCUCCGAAAAUAGCACCCUUUUCUUUUGGGCCCGAACCGGCUUUCCUAGGAGACUACUUUGCCUUGCAAUGUAUUAUCACUCAUGGUGAUCAACCAGUUAGAAUAGAGUGGACCCUCAAUAACCAAUCGGCUAAGCUAGUUCCCGGUGUAAGAAUAAGCAAUGUUGAUAGAAGAAGUAGCGUCCUCACUAUCGAAUCUAUAGCGGGAACACAUGCGGGCCUUUAUAACUGUACGGCGACAAACGCCGGGGGUGUUGUAUCAUAUUCAACCGAAUUAGUCGUCAAGGUACCGCCGGUGAUAGUGCCGUUCACAUUCGGGGAUGUUCCGUCGAAUCCCGGGGACGUUGUGGUUGUCAACUGCGUCGCCACGAAAGGGGAUUUACCGCUCGAGAUCUCAUGGACCUUUAGCAGUGAAACAAUUGAUUCGAAUAUGCACCGCGACAUCACGACAACGCCGCUGGGUCCGCGUGCAUCUGUGCUAACAAUAGAUUCUGUGAGCGCCAAUCAUCAAGGAAACUACACUUGCAUUGUCCAGAACCCCGCCGGACGUGCCGAAUAUGCAGCGACCCUCGUCGUUAAUGUUCUACCUCGAAUCGUUCCAUUCUCGUUUGAAACUCCACUGUAUGCCGGCCAGGCCACUCAACUGACCUGCCUUAUUUCGGAAGGCGAUCUUCCUCUAGACAUCCAAUGGUAUUUUGAAGGGCGACCUUUGAAAGAGUUAGCCGAAGUUACUGCAACUAAAAUAGCGAAAAGGGCAUCGUUGCUUCUGAUCGACCCAGCUGGGUGGUCAAACACUGGCAUUUAUACGUGUCUUGCCCGCAACCAAGCGGGUUCUUCCAACUUCUCUGCCUCGUUAGAAGUACAUGUUCCACCACGUUGGAUUUUGGAACCUACUGAUAAGGCAUUUGCGCAAGGCUCUGAUGCAAAGGUUGAAUGCAAAGCCGAUGGCUUCCCUAAGCCCCAAGUAACGUGGAAGAGGGCUGAAGGUGAUACGCCAGGCGAUUACAAAGACCUAAAACCAAAUAACCCAAAUGUAAAGGUUGAGGACGGAACUUUGACGAUUGCUAACAUUCAAAAGACAAACGAAGGAUACUAUCUUUGCGAAGCUGUUAAUGGAAUCGGUUCUGGAUUGUCAGCUGUCAUUCUUAUUAGUGUGCAAGCUCCACCUCAAUUUGAAAUUAAAAUGAGAAACCAAACUGCCCGACGAAGCGAACCCGCUGUACUGCAGUGCCAGGCCAAAGGAGAAAAGCCAAUUGGAAUUAUUUGGAACAUGAACAACAAACGCCUUGAACCCAAAUCUGACCCACGCUACACAAUCCGCGAAGAAAUCCUACCUGGUGGCGUUGUAUCCGACUUAAGCAUCAGACGCACUGAACGGUCCGACAGCGCCCUUUUCACUUGUGUAGCCACCAACGCUUUUGGUUCCGAUGACACUAGUAUCAACAUGAUUAUUCAAGAGGUCCCCGAGGCACCCUACGGUCUGAAGGUAUUGGACAAAUCCGGAAGGACUGUUCAGUUAUCUUGGGCUGCACCAUAUGACGGAAAUUCGCCUAUCAAGAAGUUCCUUAUUGAAUACAAACGGGCUAAAGGCAACUGGGAAAAGGAUAUCGAUAGGGUACUUGUCCCCGGGGACGCUACAGAAGCCGGUGUAUUCAGCCUCCGUCCAGCUACCGCUUACCACAUCCGCAUCGUUGCUGAAAACGAACUUGGAACCUCUGAACCUUCUGAGACUGUUACUAUCAUCACCGCUGAAGAAGCACCCACUGGAAUGCCUCAAGAUGUCAAGGUUGAUGCUGCUGAUAAGCAUACUCUUAGAGUGACAUGGAAACCACCACCACCUCAGGACUGGAACGGUGAACUGCAAGGUUAUUAUGUUGGCUACAAACUGGCGUCAAGCAACAAAUCAUUCGUGUUUGAAACUGUCGACAUCUCGAAGGAAUCUGGCAAGGAACACCAUCUCGAUAUCCUUAACUUGAAAACCUACACUCAAUACGCAAUCGUAGUACAAGCAUUCAACAAGAUGGGUUCCGGUCCAGUAUCAAACGAAGUUCGCGCCUACACUGCUGAAGGUGCCCCCUCUGCCCCACCACAAGACGUUCUUUGCACCACUCUUACUGCUCAAACUAUUCGCGUGUCCUGGGUUUCACCGCCUCUUGCUGCCGCCAAUGGACUUAUUAAGGCUUACAAAGUGAUCUAUGGACCCAGUGAAACUUGGUAUGAUGAGAAAACAAAAGACACAAAGAUCACUGCUAGCAGUGAAACUAUUCUACACGGUCUCAAGAAAUUCACGAAUUACUCAAUGGAAGUGCUCGCUACGACAAACGGAGGAGAUGGUGUUCGAUCCGCCCCAAUUCAUUGCCAGACUGAACAAGAUGUACCCGAAGCACCACGCGCAGUCAAAGCUUUAGUCAUGGGAGCGGAAUCUAUCCUUGUCUCUUGGAGACCACCAGCGCAACCUAACGGUGUUGUCACACACUAUAAUGUCUAUACGCAAGCUCAAAACGCUGAACCUCACCCGAAUAAGGUACCUGCAUCACAAACAAGCUAUUCCGCAACUGAAUUGAAAGCUGGACGCUACGAUUUCUGGGUGACUGCUUCUACCAUCAUCGGCGAAGGUCAACCCUCAGCGACCGCGUCUUGCAGCCCUAGUGACAAAGUACCCGCUAAAAUCGCAUCCUUUCGACGAAUCGUUUACCGCCACAUACAAGGAAGAUGUGAAACUGCCAUGUCUUGCUGUCGGCGUUCCCCCACCAAACAUUCUGUGGAAGGUGAAGGGACACCCACUAGAACCAUCAGAACGAUCACACACACCCUCUCUGUACUUGCUCCCCCCUUCCCACCACAACUUAGCAUUGCGUCCUCCUCGGUAUCAUCUCUUACUCUUCGCCUGAAGCCACCAGUAGACGCUGACCAGUCACCAGCUGCUGGAUACACCAUCCACUACAAACAAGAGUUUGGCGACUGGGAAACUGUUCAGAUUCCAAGCAACACCGAUACUUAUACUCUUGAAAAUUUGUUCUGUGGAUCAAGAUACCAGCUCUACGUCACUGCCUACAAUGGUAUCGGAACAGGAGAAGCUUCGGAUGUGGUCAUCGCUCGUACCCGCGGCUCCAAACCACCUGUUCCUCGCGCUGCUGACUUCAUCGAAGUUGGAAGUUCUUCUGUAACUCUGCAUCUGAAGCAAUGGCUGGACGGCGGCUGCCCUAUGAGUCACUUUGUUGUUGAAAAUAAGAAGAAGGGAGCUGCUGAAUGGAACCAAAUCUCGAAUGCUGUUAAGCCUGGUGGAAACUUUGUUGUACUCGACCUGGAACCUGCAACUUGGUAUGUCCUGAGAAUUACCGCCCACAACAAUGCUGGAUUCAAUGUCGCUGAAUACGAAUUCGCCACUCUCACUAUGACUGGAGGUACGAUCGCACCAAUACGGGAGGCCGGGGACGCGUCGCUCACGCCCGAACAGACGCUCAAGAUAAUCUUGUCGCACCUCAACCUUAUUGUGCCCGUGGUCGCCGCCAUUUUAGUCAUUAUUAUCGCGAUCGUCGUAGUCUGCGUCGUUAAGGGCGCUAGGGACCACCACCAUAAAGUGUUAGUACCUAUCCUGGCCACGAUAGUGGUGUUCAUUGUGGGAAUGGUCGUGAUCUGUUUGACGCUCGCACGAAGAAACACCCCCCACAGACUUCGAGGUCAGAAGGACUACUAUGACGCAGUUUACAACGCAUCUCAGGCGGCUUUAGGCGGCGGCGGUGGUACCCUGGACAAACGUGGAGGACUUCGCGAUGAACUCGGCUAUAUUGCUCCACCCAACAGAAAGCUACCCCCCGUACCUGGAUCUAACUACAACACUUGCGACCGUGUCAAACGACAAGCUGUAAUUAUGGGGGCGCAUUCGACGUGGGACCCGCGAAGGCACCACUAUGAACGCGUGCGCAGACCGCGCAUGCGUCGCACGGGAUCUGGCGAUACUAUAUCCACAGGCAUGGAAGAUGAAAUCUGCCCCUACGCAACGUUCCACCUCCUAGGCUUCCGUGAAGAGAUGGACCCCAGCAAGGCGAUCGCGUUCCCCCACCACCACCCAUCUCACGCUGGUACCCUGGCUCACCCCCACCAACAUCCCCACCACCCCGCUCACUCCCGCGCCGGAUCACAGAGCAUGCCUCGAGCCAACAGCCGAUACGCCCGUAAGAAUUCGCAAGGAGGACAAAGCGCCAUAUACUCAACCGCUCCCGAAUACGAUGACCCAGCUACAUGCGCUGAAGAAGACCAAUAUCGUGCCCGCUACUCUCGCCCUAUGUAUGCCUGUGGACCUGAAUAUGACGAGCCCGCCUGUUGCCAACCUGAAGACGAACAGUACACCGGCGCCUACGGCACUCCCUACUCUGACCACUACGGAUCCAGGCCCAGCAUUGGUACACGUAAAUGCGGCGGAUCUCCCGAGCCUCCCCCACCCCCACCCCGCAACGCUAACAACGACAACAACUGCUCCUCCUCAUUCAACGAAAGCAAGGACUCGAACGAAAUCUCCGAAGCCGAAUGUGACCAGCCCCGCAACUACCCUGUCAGGGCCCACACUGCCAAGGACGGCUUGCACACCGAGGAAAUGAGAAAACUCAUUGACAGACCAGAAGCAAACACCCCAAUCCCCCAGCAAGCAGUCCACGGGCGGGGGGGACUCACAGCCUACGAUACUGUGGCAGUGUAA
Leptosia nina is the source of this 11676-nucleotide messenger RNA. The record is from the annotation of a GenBank genome assembly. NCBI's taxonomy places the organism in Eukaryota, Metazoa, Arthropoda, Insecta, Lepidoptera, Pieridae.